Molecule: messenger RNA, 5400 nt
Organism: Peromyscus californicus insignis
Lineage: Eukaryota; Metazoa; Chordata; Mammalia; Rodentia; Cricetidae
Gene: Kcnj10
Product: potassium inwardly rectifying channel subfamily J member 10
Exons: 2
Coding region: 226-1365 (379 amino acids)
Biological process (GO): regulation of monoatomic ion transmembrane transport; potassium ion import across plasma membrane
Cellular component (GO): plasma membrane
Molecular function (GO): inward rectifier potassium channel activity
Source: RefSeq, a predicted model, not a curated record
CGCUGCAGAGGGAGGGGGCGGCCCGGCCCGGCCCAGCUCUGCCCCCGGCCGGUCCGACCCCGGCCCCGGCCCCCGGACAAGCCCUUAUCUGAUCCCAGCUCGGGGUUUAAGAGUCUUGGCCCUGCCCGUCGCGCAGCUCCGCUCGUCACUCCUGCCCGCCCCAUCUGUUCAUCUGUCCGGCUGCCGGGUGGUCCAUCCGUGCAGCCGCUCCACCUCCGAGCCAAGAUGACAUCAGUCGCCAAGGUCUACUACAGUCAGACGACUCAGACAGAAAGCCGGCCCCUAGUGGCCCCAGGAAUACGUCGGAGGAGGGUCCUGACAAAAGAUGGCCGCAGCAACGUGAGAAUGGAGCAUAUUGCUGACAAGCGUUUCCUCUACCUCAAGGACCUAUGGACGACCUUCAUUGACAUGCAAUGGCGCUACAAGCUUCUUCUCUUUUCCGCGACCUUCGCAGGCACCUGGUUCCUCUUUGGCGUGGUGUGGUAUCUGGUAGCUGUGGCCCAUGGGGACCUGUUGGAGCUGGGACCCCCUGCCAACCACACCCCUUGUGUGGUGCAGGUGCACACACUCACUGGAGCCUUCCUCUUCUCCCUCGAAUCCCAGACCACCAUUGGCUAUGGCUUCCGUUAUAUCAGCGAGGAGUGCCCUCUGGCCAUCGUGCUUCUUAUUGCCCAGCUGGUGCUCACCACCAUUCUUGAAAUCUUCAUCACAGGUACCUUCCUGGCAAAGAUCGCCCGGCCCAAGAAGAGGGCUGAGACUAUCCGUUUCAGCCAGCAUGCAGUUGUAGCCUCCCAUAACGGGAAGCCUUGCCUUAUGAUCCGAGUUGCCAAUAUGCGGAAGAGUCUCCUCAUUGGAUGCCAGGUGACGGGCAAACUGCUUCAGACCCACCAGACAAAGGAGGGUGAGAAUAUUCGGCUCAACCAGGUCAAUGUGACUUUCCAAGUGGACACAGCCUCUGACAGCCCCUUUCUCAUUCUACCCCUGACCUUCUACCAUGUGGUAGAUGAGACAAGUCCCUUGAAGGAUCUCCCCCUCCGCAGUGGGGAGGGGGACUUUGAGCUGGUGCUGAUCCUAAGUGGGACAGUGGAGUCCACCAGCGCCACCUGUCAGGUUCGCACUUCCUACCUGCCGGAGGAGAUCCUCUGGGGCUAUGAAUUCACGCCCGCUAUCUCACUGUCAGCCAGCGGCAAAUACAUAGCGGACUUUAGCCUUUUUGACCAAGUUGUGAAAGUGGCUCCCCCUGGUGGUCUCCGUGAUAGCGCUGUCCGCUAUGGAGACCCGGAAAAGCUCAAGUUGGAAGAAUCCUUAAGAGAGCAGGCUGGAAAGGAAGGCAGUGCCCUUAGUGUGCGCAUCAGCAAUGUCUGACUUCCUGGUCUCUCCUCCCCAGCCCUUCGGCCUUUUCCUCUUUCAGUGCCCUGGGAAAAGGAGACUAUCUGGGUUCCCUGGAGAACCCCAGAAGCACCCAUCCUCUACUUCCCCUUCCUUACCCCAGUGGCCUGUCAGUAGUCCAGACCAACUGGAGUCCUACGUUUUCCUCUCGCUGUCCCCUCGCGCCUUCCUCUACUACUAUGCCAAGCACACGACUCUUAAGCCAGGAUGGGGGACGGAGAGGGAAGAUUAGGCUGGAAUGGCUUGGAAGGGCCUCAGCCAUGCUUGGAGAUUCACAUUAGGAGGACCAUGUGAUUGAUGGCUAGACUCCCCCCAACUCCCCACUACUAUAAAGUGUGAUGACUUGAGACGGGAGCCCCCUCGGUCUCUGUUUCCAGCUAGUAAGUCCCCUAAGGCAAAGCUCUCUCGGAGAGUCACUCGAUGGACUCUGCUCUCAGAAAUAAAGGAAGCUGAAAUCAGUUUUCCCUGGGCUCUCUACCAAAUCCUGAAGAAAGAAGCCAGGGUUUGCCAUGGUGUAUUUCAUCUCAGCUGGUAACUCCUGACAUAACCUAGACUUUUGCUCACCGUCUUGUUUCCCCUUCCCAGUUCUCAAGUGGAUCUUCUCAGGGGUCCCAGUUCUCUCUCAGCCUCUGUUCCCACAGAACUGGGGCUGACCUGAGAAAUGUUAACAGCCACCACCACCCCUCCUGCACCCAUUCUGCGUUCUGAGGAAGUCAAUUUUAAAACUAUUGUCUAAAACUCUGGCCCUGUCCUGGAAAGAUUUCUUUUACUGUGUCCUGUGAAUGGGAAGACCUUAGCCAAUGAGCUCUCUCUGUCUCUCUCUCUCUCUCUCUGUCUCUCUCUCUCUGUCUCUCUCUCUCUGUCUCUCUCUCUCUCUCUCUCUCUCUCUCUCUCUCUCUCUCUCUCUCUCUCUCUCCUCUCUCAAUAUUUUUUGAGACAGGGCCUCACUAUGUAGCUCUGGCUGUCCUUGAACUCACUCUGUAGACCUGGCUGGCCUGGAACUCACAGAGAUCCACCUGCCUCUGUUUCCCAAGUACUGGGAUUAAGGUGUGAGCCACUAUGCCCUGCCGCCAAUGCUCUCUAAGUCCAGCGCUCAGGACCCAUGACAAUAUCUAAAACCACUCCAGAUUACACUGUACAGGGUUCCCCUUCUUCCUUUCCUAUCCUUCCCAGACCCCUUCACCCAAGCUUUUGAAGAAAGACAGGGAAACACCGUUAUUUCCUUUCUUAACACCGAUCCAUUAAAACUAGUCACACACACACACACACACACACACACACACACACACACACACACACACACGUCACAGGGCACAGAUUCCCCAGGAAAGUUGAACUGACUUCUCAGAUUUGCAGAUUGCUAUGCAGAGCCUCUGGGAAUUUGUGAUGUUUUUGUCAAGGUUUGGACUGAAGCAGGACUCAGGCUGACAGCCACUAUUUUGUUACAUCUCCUGUGCCCUUCUGAAAAGUGCCAGCUCUUUUAUGAGGCGAUGAGGAGAGGGGAGGAACUUACAUUCUGAUCUCAGCCGUUCUGACACGGCAUACAAUGACGAAAGUCAGGGUCACCUCUACUCUCUUCUGCCAACGGGCCAGUUUCAGGCAAGUUAAAAAGAAAAGAUCAGACCCAGGCCAUUCCUGCUUCUCUGGUGAGGACCGUGGCAGGGGUCAGGGAAGGGCAUCAUCAGCACCAGGUCCUGUUCUAAAGCCCAAAGCACAAGCGAGUUCUGGUUCCACUUAGAUACACAGGAAACCCCACAAGGUGGUUUAGCAGGAAUGCCAGCAGGGAUGACAUAAUUGUUGAUUUAAGGUGGACUUGACAGAUGAUGACAAACUACACACUUACACAGAAUGUAUACACAUUAUCUGUGCAAAGCCUUGCGGAGAAAUCAGGAGAGCCUGAGGCUGAACCCAUCUCAGCUGGGCACAGUCCUCUUAACAUUGGUCGUUCCUUGAACUCAAUUAACGGUGGCUUGAAAAUGAAGAGCCUUUGCUCAGCUUCUUCUUACUGUAAAACUCUCCAUUGUCCUUAAACUCCCAUCAAAACGAGAACCAGAAGAACCUGAACAUCUGAAACAAAGAGCAGCAGGCGAAGAGCCAGCUUCCGUGCUAACAAAUAUACCCAAUGCUGUACUUACCCGGUGGUGUCGGUGUGCAAGGACCAAGUGUACUGCGAGUGUGUCUCUUCUCACCCACUGGCAAUUUUUCCUCUGUCUGGUUUCUUCUGCACAGUGCUGCUUCCCUCCUGAAGGAAUUACUCUCUUCCCAGUUCCUUGCCUAAGGCCCAGCUCUCCUCAGAUUCUUGGAUAACAACGUGAGAAGAGAACACUUUCUGCCUUAACCCUUUUUGAACUUCCUCUGCAACCCCAGGCUCUCCCCUAAACUGCACUUUAAAAUCAUGCCGCCCUGUUAAUUCAGAAUGGCACCCUUCUCCCAGAAGCCCAGUGCUCUGCAUGCAACCACCCCCACUCCCAGUUCUAAGUGGUUCUUCGGAUCACAGCCAGGCUCCCCUGACCUGGAAUCUCUUUUCAGGAUAUAGGAUAAGCUUUACUAGCAGCCGGGACUGAUGAGAAAUGGGUUCCCAGUUUGAACCAGCUGUAGACUUGGAACGUCAGGAGGGUAACAGGUGAGGAUUUUAGGUGGGGUGGGAGAUAACAACCCAUGGGGAAGGAUAUCUAGAGUGUGAAAAUGAGAAAGAUGAGGCUAAGGGACCUAGUGAUGAACCCCAGAGUCUUACUUAGACUGGCACAGAAAAGGUGGGUGGAAACUUGGGAAAUUGGGAUAUGAUAUAUAUGUUUAUCUAAGGAGAAAAACAGAGAUAAUAUAUUGAGAGAUAUGUAUAUAGAUGUACAUAUACCCAAAUAUAUGGAAUGUACAGAAGGAAGUACUCAGACCUUAGCAAAGGGACAAAUAUCUUGCCUUGAUUUUAUGGAGUAGGAUACCUGGAUUUUCUGUGUUAUGGUCAGCAGAGCAGUGAGAGUAGCUGAUGGUUUUAAGUUUGAUUGAUGGAAAAGGGAGGGCUAGUCCCUGUCCCUUUCAUAACUAAAGGAGCACCCAUUGAGGUCUGAGGGACCUGUGCUGAUAGGACGAGAGAGGAGCCAGGAGGAAAUGGGGCAAGGAAAUGCCCUAUCCACAAAGAUCCAGGAAAAUCUACCACUCACACUGUUUUACCUAUCCCCGGCAAUAACAUGCCAUUGAAUAACUUCUAAAACAAGCAAGCAAGCAGUUUUCCUCUCCUGAAGUACACUCUGUAUUUCCCAUCCUUCCACCGGGGGAGGAGCUCUAGCUCUAGGCCUCGUAAUUAAAAACUGAGACGCUGAAAAUUCGGUAUUUGGGAAACAUUAAGUGGAAAACUUACCACUAGAGUACGAAUGCCAGGACUGAUGAGCUGUUGAGCUCAAGAUACUCCCAAGACAGAGGCCCGAGCCUAUGUACAAAAAAUUCUAAAGAGGGUGCUGUGUAUAUCAUAGUUACAGUCCUGGCGGGGAGGCAGAUGGAAGCCUUAAGGCUCCUCUAUGAAGAAUGAGGUUUUCAUCUUCCCUAGAGGAUGAUACAAUUCUAUGGGAGGCUUCUGAAACCACUAAGCUGUGUUUCACUUCAUUCCUGCUGCUCCCUACUGCCCCCUCCCCGCUUCCUGAAACCCACUCCAGCUAGUAAAACUAUGCAGGGGUUCCCCUGAGGUCAGCAGAGAAAGAAAAGCAGUCCUAACGUAGCUACUGUCCAGGAACACUGCACCUUCUCCAUGGCCGCUACCACAAACCUUUACCCCCGCGAGCUAACUUAGUUCCUUUGCACAAAUAACACAUUACCUAGGCUGUACAGUUAGCGGGGCUUCCAGGCCCACUAUUGGCCAAUGCUACCGAAGCAGGAAUAUCUAGGGAUGAUUUUUCUACGCACUGCAUUAAAAACUAAACCAGGUCAAAUGUAUUUAGAAACAAGAUGUGUGAGGUAUUUUUGGUUUAUUUUUUGUCUGUUCAGAAGAAACUACUAAAUAAACUGGAUGAAUCUCUUGUU